AUGGAUGUGGAAUUGACAUUAUAAUACCUACCCUCAUAAAUGUAUAUCGAAUAAAUAAACAUCUUUGUUACACUUUCAACUACAGAUAAUUUAAUUUAAUCAGUUAGUAAAGAAACCUAACUUAAAUCUGAACAGUUUAUCUUAUAUCUUUUUAAAUAUGGCUUUUAGGUUUACUUUUAUUAUAUACAAGAUUCGAAUUGUGCAUGGCUGGGAUUGUGAUUAUAUAGAACCAUUAGAUAUUUUAAAAAUCAAAGUUCUUGAUCCUUCAAUAUCUUUUUCUCUUUUUAAAGAGAAAAAACAUUCAUAAGUAGAUUUUAGUCCAUAUUUUUAUGAAGAAUCUCAUAACGAUAAAUAAAUAAAUUUUUAUGAUACGAUGGUAGAUAAAAUAAAAGGAAAUAAAUUAGAUUAUAUUGAAAAGCAUUUAAAUUAAGAAAUAGCUAAUUAAAUAAAUAAAGAAGGUUGGACUUUAUUGCAUUGGAUUUGUUAUUUUGGUAAAAUAGAAAUUUUGGGAAUUGUAUUGCCUUUUUGUAUAGAUAUUAAUUAAGAAACUUUAGAUGGAUGGACUUCAUUAUUGAUAUCAAUUAGAUAAUAACAUAUCUCAAGUAAAGAUGAAUUAAUUAUUUAGUAACUAGGUAUUUGCUAAAUUAAUAAAGCAUUAAUGUGAAUUUAGUAACCUAAUAAAGCAGUGCUCUUCAUUUAGCUUGUAGAAUGGAAAACACUAAAGUUAUAUAAAUGCUACAAGAAAAAGAUGCAGACUUUUUAAUUCAAGAUCGUUAAAAUAAUAAUGUGUUUAAUAUUGCCUCUUUAAAAAUGCAAUUAUUUUUAUUGAGUCUUGUAAAUAAAAUGACAUUAGUUACAGAAAUCUAAUUAUUUUCACAAAUAAAUCCAUUUUUAGCAAAAGGGUCUUAUUUUUCCCCUGGUUCAAGCCCUUGGACUAUUAAAUAAAGAUAUUUGGUAAUUAACCCUUUGGGAGAUCAUCUUAUAAGAUACAAAGAUAGAUGCUAGACUGAAAUUAGAGAAUCAAUUAAAUUAUCUUAAAUAUCUUAGGUUAAUCCUAACUAUACAAGUUUUAAGCUUAAAAAAGGCUUAUUUUAUAUAUAACUUUAAGGAGAAAGUCAUAAUGACUUAAUAAUAGGUUUACCAACAAUUGAUCAUCUAUCAAGAUGGUCAGCCCUAAUAAAAAAAGGUAUAACCUACACAAAAAAUGUUGCUACUGGAUUGUAACUAAACAAUAUAUUCAUUAAAUUAGAAGAAAUCGACUUAGACUCUACUUCUACAAGCAUUCCUCCAAAAAGAGAUAGUUAGACACCAAUAAGAAGGAAGAUUUCUGAUUUAUCCUCUUUGAUGCCUAAAUUAACUCAUUAGAUUCCUAAAUUCAAGGAUUUCGUUUUAAAAUCUCUUCUUAUGAUUGAUUAAAUAAGUUGCAUUUUUAAAGCUCAUUGUGAAUUAGAUGGAUCUACUUAUGCUUUAAAAUGCUUUAAUAAAUAAUUAUUACUAUAAAAUGGACUACUAGGAGAGGCUAUUAAUGAACUUCGUACAUUAACUUCUAUUGAUAAUCCAUAUAUCAUAUCAUUAUAAUAUGCAUUUCAAACCCCAAAUUAUUUAUAUUUGGCAUUUGAAUAUUGUAAUGGAGGUAGUUUAUACUCUAUUUUAAAUUCUUUAGAAAGAAUCACAGAUAAUUAAGCUAAAUAUUAUUUAAGUUAAAUUUUAAUUGCUUUAGAGUAUUUGCAUAAUUAGAACAUUAUUUAUAAUAAUCUUUGUUUAUAAAAUGUUUUAUUGACUUUAAAAGGAAGCAUUAAAUUAAUAGGUCUUUAAAAUUAUGGUUUCUAAUCAAUAUACUAUAAGACUCCUGAAUAUUUAGAUGAAGGAAAAAUUGGAAAAUAUACUGAUUAUUAUUAGUUUGGAAUUUUAGCAUUCGAACUUUUAUCUGGAUGCCAUCCAUUUUAAGGUAAUACUAACAAUUAAAUUAUUUUGGGUAUUUUGACCUGCCAAAUAAGUUAUCCUUAAUAUUUUAGCAAGGUAAAAUUAUUAUUCAAUUAAAGGAAGCAAUAAAUUUAAUAAACAAACUCACAAAUAAAAAUUAUGAAAAAAGAAUAAAUUUUGCAUAAAUCAGAUAACAUCCAUUUUUUUCAAAUAUCAAUUGGGAGUAUAGUUUUUAAAAAUUAAAAAAUCCUAUCAGAUUAAACUAAUUGAGAAAUUAUUUAAAAUUAGAAAAGGUUAAAUUUUUAAAUAUCAUUAGAUUGCAUUUUAAGAUGAGGAUUAUGAAUUGCAUGAUUAGAUUAAUUUUAAAAAGGUUAUCCAAUAUGAUUAUAUUAAAUUUACUUGA
Paramecium sonneborni is the source of this 2326-nucleotide messenger RNA. Lineage: Eukaryota; Ciliophora; Oligohymenophorea; Peniculida; Parameciidae. The record is from the annotation of a GenBank genome assembly.